CCAUAGCAUCUCACCUCUCACUCCAUUCUUCUCCUCUCUGGCCUCUUAAACCUUUCGCAAAACUUGUCAUUACUCUCAGAGGCAACCAUGGCCUUUACUCUUACCUUCUCUUGCCUACUAUCCCUCUUCUUCUUCUUCCCUAUGCUCUCAAGCUCCCAGAGCACCUUCACUCGCUCGCGCGCAACCUACUACGGUAGCCCGGAUUGCUCGGGCACUCCAAGAGGAGCAUGCGGGUAUGGUGAGUUUGGUAGAAGCCUUAAUGGCGGCGACGUCGGGGCUGUUUCUAGGCUGUAUCGAAAUGGCACGGGCUGCGGCGCAUGCUACCAAGUGAGAUGCACCCAUCCUCAAUUCUGCAACGAGGAUGGUGUGAAGAUUGUGGUCACUGACUAUGGUCAGGGGGAUAACACUGACUUCAUCCUGAGUGCCAGGGGGUUUGCUAAGCUUGCAAGAUCAAACAUGGCUAAUGAACUGAUGGCUUUUGGUGUGAUAGACGUCGAGUACAGGAGGAUCCCAUGUCGAUACCCAGGAUACAAUAUGAUGCUUCAGGUCACACAACACAGCAAGUUUCCGAAUUACUUGGCCCUCAUCGUAAUCUACCAAGCAGGCCAGAAGGACAUAUUGGCCGUCGAAUUGUGGCAGGAGGACUGCCAGGAAUGGAAGCGGAUGCGCAGAGCCUAUGGUGGAGUGUGGGACAUGGCGAAUCCUCCAAGGGGCCAAAUGAAUGCGAGAAUUUUGACGGGUGACGACGGCGGCCAGAGUUGGGUCGCGCUGAAUGGUGUCAUCCCCUCAGAUUGGAAGGCAGGGGUGGCGUAUGACACGGCCAUUCAGCUAGCCUAAGAAUUCCUGGCUUGAUGUGCUUAGGAAGACCUUCCCUACUUAUAAAUUGAUCAGUAGCAAUUAAAAAAGUUGGUAAUUAGCGUGUGCAACUGCUCUUUGGUAUGUGCAAUAAAAAUGGUGAUUCCAUGCUUUGUUUGAUUCGGAUGAAUACAUAAAAACAAAUAUUAGCUCUUUUUUGCUG
This is a messenger RNA of Phoenix dactylifera (date palm), 1018 nucleotides long. RefSeq names its product expansin-like B1. The record is from RefSeq and is a predicted model, not a curated record. NCBI's taxonomy places the organism in Eukaryota, Viridiplantae, Streptophyta, Magnoliopsida, Arecales, Arecaceae. Gene Ontology annotation, cellular component: extracellular region.